Cephus cinctus (wheat stem sawfly) is the source of this 3463-nucleotide messenger RNA. RefSeq names its product trafficking protein particle complex subunit 11 (gene gry). Gene Ontology annotation, cellular component: cytoplasm. Lineage: Eukaryota; Metazoa; Arthropoda; Insecta; Hymenoptera; Cephidae. The transcript has 20 exons. The record is from RefSeq and is a predicted model, not a curated record. The coding region runs from base 1 to 3276 and encodes 1091 amino acids.
AUGGCUGAACUACCACCAGAAUUGACAGCAAAGCCACUUGCUCUCAUCGGAGUAACAGGAUUAGAUGCUGUAAACAAUGCUAUUCACCGUGCUAUCUGGGAUGCAUUUACAAACAGUCGUCGUCCUGAUGGUGCACCAGUGCAAUUUAAACUCUUGAACAAUGCUCAUGAAUUUCCUACAGUCAAACCAAAGCGAAAUUCUUAUGAGUGGUAUAAGCUAAAAGGAAUCUUGAAGCGAAAUUGGAUGAACAAAUAUCUCAAUGAAGUACCUUCGGUUGUAGUCAUAUUUUAUGACCUCGAUUGGAUUGAUCCUCAAUGGAAUGAAAAGAAAAUUGAGUGUUCCUCGCGUGUGCAAUCACUACGAGCUGCUCUCGAAGGUCGUAGUACAAAAAUUGCAGUGGUCCUAGUGCAACAUAGUAAACCUGUGCAACCAGGUUCGGAAGAUGUUGUAACAACAGAACGCGCAACUGCACUUUGCAAUGCUUGCGAAUUACCAGCUAAAUCUUUGUAUGUUCUACCUCAUGAAGAUCAUCUGCUCCGGUACACAUCAAGACUAGAGCAUGCCUUCUAUGACUUGGCUCAAAACUUUUACCAUCACGAAUAUCGCAUUGUUAAGGGCCAUCGUGAUCAAUUAAAUAAAACAAGUCAUCAGUAUCUUUUUGUUCGUCAUCAAUUUAAAAUGGGUUUUCUUAAUGAACUGAAACAAGAUCAGCAAACUGCCCACAAACAUUAUCAACAAGCAUACAACAAUAUACUCGAUAUUCGAUAUACAGAAACGGAUAUAUUAGAAAUAAAAACAGUGGCGAGUUUCAUUAAUUAUAAACUAUGUAGACUUAUGUUUAACAUGAGUUGUCCAAAGGAUGCAAUAGCACAAUUCAGAGCUCAUACCGACAGAUUUAAACUGCGAACUGGACCCAAGGAACUUAUGUUCGAACAUCAUGCAUGGAUGUCCAGUCAGUUCUCAACAUUUGCUGAAUUGUUUGAACAAGCAAUUCGACAAGGACUUCCGGCUGUUCAAACUCAACAUCCAGGUUACUAUUAUCAUAUGGCGGCCCAGCAUGCUACUGAUAGAAAAACUUCUUGUGAAGAGCUUUGCAAGAAUGUAACUAGCUAUCCUGAUCCGGAUCCUUUAGCAGGAAGUGAGAAAUUAGAAUUUUAUGGUCAACGACCGUGGCGGCCUGGAAAACUGAACCAAGAACAAGUAGAUACAACACGCGAGACAUUAGCGAUACAAGCUCUACAAUACAAAGAGAAAACAACAGUAAAUCAUUCGAUGAUCAUUAUAGGCUUGCUGGGAAAUGCAAUAUCUCAAUUUAAAAUUAAUCGGUGUCCUAGGAUGCGAAGACGUUUAGUUGUCCAAAUGGCAGACGAAUAUUAUAAUUCUCGUGAUUACGGCAAAGUACUAACAUUAUUAAUGCACAUGUUAUGGGAUUAUCGGGGAGAACGAUGGCCGGUUUUGUUAACAGACGUGCUUAAGAAGGCGCUGGGUGCGGCUUUUCUCUUUGCGAGUAUACAAGAUUAUAUCAUUCUAGCAUUAGAAUCCUUAGGACCUUCUAAUGUAUUAUCAGAAAGUCAUCAAUCAGCUAUACGUUCUAAUAUUAUCAAUAUACUUCAGAAAAAGCCACCGAAUCCAGAACCUGAUUUACCUGAUGCUGAGAAGGUUUCAGCAAUUGAAAAAUGGAUGUCCUUGCUCAGUCAAAAUGAUCCUUUUGUUUUUACAAUUGAUGAUAAUAUGGCAACGUUUAUUGAAGUCAAAGCGAGAUUUUCCCAGCCUAAAUAUACUGUCAAUACUACGGUAACAGUCGAAGUAUUUAUACGAAAUUUGUACCGUGAAAUUAUGGAGUUUUCAAAAUUAUCUGUAACUGUAAACAGUCCAGGCUACAGUUCAGAGUUCGCCGUUACCGAUGCGAACAAUAAACCACUGAUAUUUCAGUCGAAUGAAACUAAAACAUUCCUGUGCCAAUUUCAAGCACGUCAGCAGGACGUUGGGAGUGAAAUUCAGAUACGUCGGGUAUCAUUGUACUUGGGAAAUGAUACUAGCUGCUGUGUUAUUUUGGGCUUCACUGGAAUUGGUGGAGAAACUAAUCUUUUGGAACGUUUGUAUCCUGAGAUACAACAAUUCCGGAGAGGACUCUUUGAGUCCAUUAGACCAGUGCUCAAUGCAGAAAUAAGACCAGAGGAAUCUAGUGUUAAUAUAAAUGUUAAAUCUCAGAGCCCUGCAUUGCUUGGCGAAUGGUUUCCAAUUACCAUUACUCUGUCUAGUAAUGAAAGUAUUUCUAAUGCUGUCCUAACAGGGAUACUCCAAAUGGAUGGCAGCAGUGAUCAGUCAACUGAACUAAGUCUAACCAUGACUAGCAAGCAAACACCUGUCGCUGUGGAAUUCACAAGUAUCGAUAAAGAUCAUUCUGUGCAACAAAUUGUUUACGUAAAAGCCCACAAGGUUGGGGAUAGAAAUCUUGUUAUAAAGGUUGACUAUUCCAUAACGGAGCAAGUUAAAUGCAGCAAGGAAUUGAUAUACACAUUCUCAGUCAUGAAACCUUUCGAAGUCACAACACAAUUUUACACAGUAUUAUUUCAGCCAUUAACAAAGGGUUUUAUUAAUGAUCCAUUUAUAAUGAUGUCUCACAUAACGUGUAUUUCACCAUGGCCCAUUACUAUUCUAAGUACCUCCAUCGAAUUGGGUGACUCUAUUCAAAAAGAGGAUGAAGAACCACAGGAAUCCAUUUUGGAAGGUAUUAAUCUUUCCAACGGAGAGGCAGCAUCAGAGCCUUUCUGCGUUGUUCCUAAAGUAGGUAGCGAACAACCAACAAGUACUGGUGUAUAUACAAUAAAAUGGAAACGAACAAAUGAUGACAGUGGUCUGGAAACUAGUAGUAGUGUAACUCUGUCACCUCUAUGGGUAGAAGAUGCUGUGAUAGGAUUAGAGGCAAAAUUACCAGCUCACGGUUGGGUCAGGAUGCCUAUAUGUGUUUCAUAUUUUUUUCGAAAUCAUUCAGAUUACCUUAUAACACUCCAAUUAUCUAUGGAACCGAGUGAUGCCUUUGUCUUUGCUGGACAAAAACAGAUUAAUAUUUGUAUUCUGCCAAAUGAUGAACGUAAAAUCGAUUGGAUCAUGAGGCCUCUUGUUGCCGGGCUGGUAUCACUUCCCAAGCUUCUCUUAGCCGUUCCUGCCGACGAGGAACAUAAAUUGAACAAAGGUCGACUGGCGGAAGUUCUAGAACGAUCGUUGCCAAGCCAUAUCUACAUAAUGUCACAAUCGCAAUCUCUUGAUUCCUGAGAUACAAUGUACGAUGAACGAGAUUUCAGAGGAGCAUAAUGAUAUAUUAAACGUACUAAACUGUAUCAUAGAUAUAUACAUAUAUAUAUAAAUAUAUUAAAUAAUUAUCAGGAUAAUUAUUGACGCUCGGCGGAGCUGUAUACACAAUAUUAAUAUAAAAAAUAAAUGUAUUUCAUUUAUACAGUAA